Molecule: messenger RNA, 1828 nt
Organism: Capsicum annuum
Lineage: Eukaryota; Viridiplantae; Streptophyta; Magnoliopsida; Solanales; Solanaceae
Product: transcription factor-like protein DPB
Exons: 9
Coding region: 509-1573 (354 amino acids)
Biological process (GO): regulation of cell cycle; regulation of transcription by RNA polymerase II
Cellular component (GO): transcription regulator complex; nucleus
Molecular function (GO): RNA polymerase II transcription regulatory region sequence-specific DNA binding; DNA-binding transcription factor activity, RNA polymerase II-specific
Source: RefSeq, a predicted model, not a curated record
AAAAAUAAAUAAUCGUUGAGAAAACCUGGACUUUCCCUCCUUUGCUCAAAGCUAAAGAAACCAACUAUUCUCCCUGCCGCCUUUCCAUGAUCAAGAAUCCUACUAAACCCACCAAUUUUUUUUUAACUUUUUUUCCUUUUUUCAAAGCCUUAAAUAUUAUUUUUUAGCUUAAUUAUCAUCUGGGUAAUUGUCAGAUUUUGUUAAUUUUCAUUUUUUGUGUUUUUUUUUUCCAUCUGGGUUAUAAAAAAUUCAACUUUUGUUUUAAUUAUUGUUGUGAUUUUAUUCAGUUUUUGUUUUUUUUAGCUUAAUUCUCAUCUGGGUAUCUUUCAAUUUUGUUAACUUUUCAUUUUUUGUGUUUUUUUUUUCAUCUGGGUUAUCAGCAAAAAUUCAAUUUUUUGUAAUUUUAUUCAGUUUUUGGUAUUAAUUCAAGAAAAUAUUAUCUGGGUUUUGUUUGGAUUUGCUUUUUGUUGAAGUUUCAAGAUUGUUGUUAUAUGAUUUUGUGGUGGCAAUGUUGAAUAAUUUGGAGGAUGGAGGAAAGAAUUUUGGGGGUAAUGGUAGAGGGGGUAGUGGGGGUGGGGGUACAAGGUCAUGGGGUACUACAGUUUCAGGUCAAUCAGUUUCUACUAGUAGUAGUAUUGGGUCACCAUCUAGUAGAAGUGAAGCAGCUAUGGCUACACCAGCAAGUGAUAGCACUUUUCUUAGGUUGAAUAAUCUUGAUAUUCAUGCUGAUGAUGCUGGAUCUCAAGGGACAGCUGGGAAAAAGAAAAGAGCUCAGCGCGCUACAGGAGGGGAUAAGAGUGGUAGAGGACUCAGACAGUUUAGCAUGAAAGUUUGUGAGAAAGUGGAAAGCAAAGGAAGAACUACGUAUAAUGAGGUUGCAGAUGAACUUGUAGCUGAGUUUUCUGAUGCUUCCAAUAGUCUUGCAUGCCCAGAUCAGAAACAAUAUGAUGAGAAGAACAUCAGACGACGAGUGUAUGAUGCUCUGAACGUACUUAUGGCUAUGGAUAUCAUUUCUAAAGAUAAAAAGGAAAUACAGUGGAAGGGUCUUCCACGAACUGAUGCGAAUGAUAUUGAGGAGCUAAAGACUGAGCGUCUUAGCUUGAGAAAUAGGAUUGAAAAGAAAGCAGCCUAUUUGGAAGAACUAGAAGAACAAUAUGUAGGGCUUCAAAACCUCAUAAAACGCAACGAGCAGUUAUAUGGCUCAGGCAAUGCUCCUAGUGGUGGUGUGGCUUUACCGUUUAUUUUAGUGCAGACCCGUCCUCAUGCUACAGUCGAAGUGGAAAUAUCAGAAGAUAUGCAGCUGGUGCAUUUCGACUUCAACAGCACUCCGUUUGAGCUGCAUGACGAUAAUUAUGUCCUCAAAGCAAUGAAAUUCUGCGGAAGACAAAAUGAUGAUGUCGUCGCAGCACAGAAUGUAGCAGCUGCUGAUGGAGGUGAAGGUUCCAGUUCCAGUAUGGCCAACAUGUUUCAACACCAAAUCCCUCAUCCAUCAGCGCCGAACACUUCUGCUAGGAUUCCGACCUCGCCUCCUGUCCCCGGAAUACUAAAGGCUCGCGUCAAACACGAGCAUUAGUCUGUCAGCUUCUUUCUUGAUCAAUUACUGUACUCAUUAACGCGUAGUAUCGCUGUACAUUAUGUGUAAAGUAUUUUUACUGGAAGCAGCCUCUCUGUUCACUACUUGUUUAGAACCUUCUGUCUAAUUUGGAGAGAGGAUAGUGGUAGAGUUUUUGAUUUUUUACCAAGUUUACCUUUUAGGUAUCUAUUAACUGUUUCAUCAAAAUUGCUAUGUGUUUUGGCAAAUCAAAAACUAAAGCCUGUUUGGACACAA